GUGUACGGUAACCUCCAUAUAUCCAUCUGUCAGUGGCCUGGGGAUAAUAAUCGACUAGUUGUGUACGGACAUCAAUCCAGUGAUCCAGAAACUGACGAGGUUUUAACUGGAUCUCUUCACUGUUAUCUAACUGUUACAACAGCACCCAGUAUGAACAACUGUCAAGAGUGUGUCAAGGUUGCGUCUAGUUAUGAUGCUGAUGAUGUGGCAGCUGCCUGGAACUCUUGUGUAAGAUUAUCAUGCUUACGCCACGGAGCUACAGUUCACACGCAGUUUGAUUUGGUUCCGCCGUAUCCGAAAUUCGAACCAAAAAUUAGUUUAAAGCGAGGUGGUUGUAUUGUGGUGAAUACGGGAAAUUUUCUCCACGCCAUCACAGUCAAGACAGAACGGUUAGGCGUAUCACAGGAGAAGGAGAGCAGAACACAAGAACCAUUUCUCAGAGGAAUUAAUCCCCUGUCCCCGCCCUGCAAUCCCAUCUCUGUUAAUGUGGGAAUUGCGGAGUUUUCUCUUGUCGCAGAUGGCUCCCCUGGCGGAUUUUCUCCCGUUAGCUUCCCACAAAAUUCAGAUUCAGAAAACACAGAUGUAGAGUCAGAAGCUUCCUUUCCUUCAAGAUCAAGCAGAAAACUACGAAGUAAGCGACCUCUCUUCUUCGAGAACUCUUCCCAGAAACAAGAGUCCUCCAGGGGGGGCGAGAGUCCUAGGAGACAUCUGGAGAAGAUGAACAGGAUUCAGGAGUUUACUAGUAAACUCUCUCCUACGAAAAACUUGGCAGGGAGGUUUAAGGAGAAGAAGGAGGAGAAGGAGAUUAAUGAGAGAGAUGGGUUUGAAUUUAUGAUUCCCUCAACGCCAGGAAGUUCGGACAAGAAAAGAAAGCUGGCGGAUGAAGCGUAUGAUUUAACUGAUGAAAACUUUCUAGUUGAUGUGCCCGAGAAACUUUCCACAUUUAGGCGGAAGAGGUUAGCGGAGAAGAAGUACGAGUUCACUGAGGAUGAAGAGGAUCAGAACCCCUACCCCAUCACAAGGCUUAGAUAUAAGAAGAUGGCCGAGGCUGGGAAGGUUUUCUCUCAGGUUCUCCAGAACUCCUCUACACAGGAUCUUAUGGUCUGUGUCUCACAGAGAAACCCCGGAGAAACACAGACUCCAGAGUAUGAGGAUGGUGACUGGACAGAUAUGCUGGAUGGGUCAGCUUAUUAUCUAUCUGUUGUAUCUAUCUAUCUAUAUAUCUAGAGUAUGAGGAUGGUGACUGGACA
Eurytemora carolleeae is the source of this 1250-nucleotide messenger RNA. RefSeq lists its product as uncharacterized. The record is from RefSeq and is a predicted model, not a curated record. Gene Ontology annotation, biological process: protein ubiquitination. The transcript has 14 exons. The coding region runs from base 151 to 1227 and encodes 358 amino acids. Gene Ontology annotation, cellular component: Cul4-RING E3 ubiquitin ligase complex. Lineage: Eukaryota; Metazoa; Arthropoda; Copepoda; Calanoida; Temoridae.